CAUUGCUUUGGUGUAAAUAUGAAAAUACGAGUGACAGAAAACCAUAGCAGAAAACGUGGUAAAACCAAACAAACGAAUCCCAAAAUAAAGUAGAUACACUUUUCAUGAGUUCAUCUAAUCAUGGCGAAAAAAGCAAGCCGCAAAGAGCUUGCUGAGUCCAUAUUUUACGAACCUUUACCUGUCGAUGCUCGUAUUACUCUGGAACAACAAUCACAUAUAUUGGGCUCAACUACUAAAAAUUUAAACAAAGAUGAAAAUUUUCUGAUUGAGUACAUGAAGCCUAAAACUGUAGCAGACACAGAGGAAUUGACCGUUCAGUUUAAAAAGAACUUUCCCUUGAAGAAUAACAAGACUCUGAAGGAUAAUAAGAGUAAACGAACAAAAAAGAAGCUUCUCACUUCGAUUGAGAAAAGAAAACUUGGCCUCCAUAAGUUGCCAAAAACAGGCAUAAAAUAUGCAUCAUUAGCCCCAUUGCACCAAUUGUGGGUAGAGUACAUGGAAAAUAAUCUAAAUUUGGAAAUAAGUGCUACUGGAGCCAAUAAGGAUGGGCUGUAUCAAAAAAUUGCAAAGGCUGACUAUCAUGGGUGUUUGCUCAUGGUAACAAGGUCCAAGUGCCCAUCUUAUAUUGGUGCAAAGGGCAUUGUUGUACAAGAAACCAAAAACACCUUUCAAAUCAUUUGUGAGGAAGAUAAGCUCAAAAUUAUUCCCAAGAGAGACAGUGUAUUCACGUUCAACAUUAGCAGGUGGACUUUUACAUUGUUUGGUAAUCAUAUGAACAUCAGACCUAGUGAAAGGGCAUCAAGGAAAUUUAAAAGUCGGCCGACUAUAGAUCUGUGAUUUUUUGUUAAGAAUAAAAUUGGGAAUAACUUCUGGAA
This is a messenger RNA of Daphnia pulicaria, 875 nucleotides long. RefSeq names its product ribonuclease P protein subunit p29-like (gene Pop4). Bases 121 to 837 code for a protein of 238 amino acids. Gene Ontology annotation, molecular function: ribonuclease P RNA binding. The record is from RefSeq and is a predicted model, not a curated record. Gene Ontology annotation, cellular component: ribonuclease P complex; ribonuclease MRP complex. The transcript is spliced from 5 exons. Lineage: Eukaryota; Metazoa; Arthropoda; Branchiopoda; Diplostraca; Daphniidae. Gene Ontology annotation, biological process: tRNA 5'-leader removal; rRNA processing.